AUGAGUUCCCAGCAGCAGAAGCAGCCCUGUACCCCACCCCCCCAAAUUCAGCAGCAUCAGGGGAUACAGCCCUGCCAGCCUCCACCCCAGGAGCCAUGUGCCCCCAAAACCAAGGAACCAUGCCAGCCCAAGGAACCAGAGCCCUGCCAGCCCAAGGUUCCUGAGCCCUGCCCCUCGACCAUCACUCCAGUGCCCGCUCAGCAGAAGACCAAACAGAAGUAA
Talpa occidentalis (Iberian mole) is the source of this 222-nucleotide messenger RNA. Its product is annotated as cornifin-like. The transcript has a single exon. Bases 1 to 222 code for a protein of 73 amino acids. Lineage: Eukaryota; Metazoa; Chordata; Mammalia; Eulipotyphla; Talpidae. The record is from RefSeq and is a predicted model, not a curated record.